UAUAUAUAAGAUGAAUCCUGGCUAGGUGUCAGUCACAGUGAACUCCGAUAUGUUUCGUUACAAGGUAUUGAUUGUGAUUGCGUUUGUUGGUGCAGUCGCGUCCGAGAGCACUGACAGUAGCGAGUCAAAGGAGAGGGCUGUUGUGCCAAAACCGACGAGAGACAGGGUCAAUCUCCUUUACCAAUCUUUGCAGAGAAACCGAAAUAAGACUAGCAACGGUACAGGAGGGGCGAGCGAAAACGGCAAUUAUGUCUUACAUGGUUCGGUACAAGGUGUUGGACAGGGGCAAAACGGUGAAUUUUCCGUUGGUGGAACUGUAUCCGGAAGUUCAUCAUCAGCCGUCGAUGAGAGCAGUGUUCCAAAUGGAACGGAAACGAAUGAAAAUCGAGUUUUUAAGGAAGAAAAUAGUGUCGUGGGGCAAGGGAGCAGCCUUGUACCAACUCAGGUGUAUCCCCAAACACAAGAUAAAAUGAACUUGCAAUAUCAUUUCCCGCAGAUGGGAUUUCAUACAACGGGACGGCCUGUAAAUUAUCAGCCGGGUCAAGAGAAUUUUAACGGAGGUUGGGGUCAGACAGGCCCUUUCCCUCUCAACUGCUGUCCGUUUGUUGAGCAACCCAACUACGUUGGCCAACAUGGCAACGGGGGCCAUCAUUUCGUCAUGCAAGGAGGAUAUGGUUGGAGUCAGGGUAACCAUGGCCAUGGUAGGCCGUUUGGACUUCAUGGAGGAAUGGCGUUCGGAAAUAAUGUCGGGAGACCAGGUAACUUCUACGGAGGAUAUGGAACCAACGCCGAAAACAAUGCGUGGGGUGCUACAAACCAAGGUAAUUUUGGAAAUCAACUGGGCACAGAAGGUUAUUAUGGAAACCUUCACGGACAAGGGCAGUUUAGUGGUUCCGCUCAUGGCGUAGGACAAUUUCAAGGAGUAACACCAGGACAGAAUUCAGGAACAGUUCCCUCACAAGAAAAUACUCUAGUGAGUAAUGAAAAUCCUACUGGAGGACAAAAUGGACCGGUGUAUGGAGCUCCUCAUUUGAGUAAUUAUGGACAAGGAUCUGUCCUACCCGCAAACCAAGGUGUCUCGGAAAAUCCAUCAACCCCAGUUCCAGCAGUAUCAGGCGUUCCUUACGGUGCACACGAAAGUGGCCCUUAUGGCGUUAAUUCAGAAGUAGGAGGCAGUUAUUUAGGUCCAGGAGGAAGCACCUAUGGUGGACAAGGAGGUGGUAACUAUGUCGGGCAAGGAGAAAAUUAUGCUGGUCAUGGAGGAGGUAAUUAUGUAGGACAAGGAGGAGGCAACUAUGUUGGACAAGGAGGAGGUAACUAUGUUGGGCAAGGAGGAGGAAAUUAUCCUGGACAAGGAGGAAGCAACUUUGCUGGACAAGGAGGAAGCAACUUUGCUGGACAAGGAGGAGGCAAUUAUGGUGGACAAGGAGGAAGCAACUUUGCUGGACAAGAAGGAGGCAAUUAUGGUGGACAAGGAGGAGGCAAUUAUGGUGAACAAGUAGGAAGCAACUUUGCUGGCCAAGGAGGAGGAAAUUAUCCUGGACAAGGAGGAAGCAACUUUGCUGGUCAAGGAGGAGGCAAUUAUGUAGGACAAGGUGGAAGCAACUUUGCUGGUCAAGGAGGAGGCAAUUAUGUUGGACAAGGAGGAAGCAACUUUGCUGGUCAAGGAGGAAGCAAUUAUGUUGGACAAGGAGGAAGUAAUUUUGCUGGACAAGGAGGAGGCCACUCAGGAGGAGCGUUUGGCGUAAAUGGUGCAGUGCAAGGUAGUGGGCAGUAUGUGGCUGGAGGAUCCGUACAAGGAGGCGGCCAUUACAACCCACUUGGAAAUGUCCAAGGCGGUGGACGUCCAGGUCAAAGCGCUGGUGUAAGCGGCCAAUUCGGCGCUAGUGGCGCUGUCCAAGGUAGUGGACAGUUUGCCGCAGGAGGCGGAGUUCACGGAAUGUCUCAACUAGGAAAUCAUGGAAGUCAGUUUGGAGCGGGAUCAAAUGUUCAUGGUGAAAGCCAUUUCGCUGCCGGGGGCAACGUUCAUGGGGGUGCAGGUGCUGGAGGAAAUUUCGCUCAACCUCCGGCCAAUAAUUUUGGCACGGCCCAUGCAGGCGGACAACUCGGAGCCAGUGGAAACUACCAAACCAGCGGCGGAUUCGGACUCGGCGGGUCCGUUCAGGGUGGUGGAAAUCAUGGGUUUUUCAAACCAGGACUUUUCGGCGGUUUUCCACUUCCCCAUUUUCCAAAGCCGGGCUUUCAUUUUCCAUUCAAGCCUCAACAACACGGAGCGACCCAGGGUCCCUACUUUCCUUUCAGGCCGCCAAAUCGGUUCCCAUUUUUUGGAGCAAACAAGGAAUGCAAUAAACCAUAAAUAUCAUCUCCUUCAAAUACACAGAAUAGAGAGAAACAUAUCACACAAACCAUUUUGCUAUAAAAGAAACUGUGAUUCUACAGCUAAAAAUUCCAAAAUAGAUGUAAUUUUAAAAUUUCUUUGGAUAUUAAC
Molecule: messenger RNA, 2488 nt
Organism: Cimex lectularius (bed bug)
Lineage: Eukaryota; Metazoa; Arthropoda; Insecta; Hemiptera; Cimicidae
Product: glycine-rich cell wall structural protein 1.8-like
Exons: 2
Coding region: 50-2356 (768 amino acids)
Source: RefSeq, a predicted model, not a curated record